CGACGCCAUAUUGACGUGUUUGUUUACAUUUCGUUAUAAAUUAAAUAAAGUAAUCUACACAAAAAGAUUGUUGAUGUUAGCUGUUACAACGAUAAGAAAAAUAAGAAAAUAUUCCAAUAAUUCACAAUUAUGACCCUAUAGUACUUCGUAAUAAAAGCGUAGUAUUCGGAAAGUUGUAUAAUGGAAUGUAUAAUUCAUUCUAGACAAACUACUUUAAUUUGGAACAUCUGGUACAACAAAUAUAAGACGACUGAUAAAGAAGAGAUUUCCAUUAUUAGCAUGGCUGCCCUCUUACAAUUUUCAAACAUUUUCACAAGAUUUUCUAGCUGGUAUAACUGUUGCUCUAACAGAAAUUCCUCAGGGUAUCGCUUAUGCAAUUGUAGCGGGUCUUCCUUCUCAAUAUGGACUCUAUGCUGGUUUUAUGGGAUGUUUCAUGUAUUUCAUGUUGGGCAGUUGUAAAGAUAUCAAUAUAGGACCAACAGCUAUAAUGGCGUUAAUGAUUCAACCCUACGUUUCCAGUAUGGGUAUUGCCGGUGGUAUUUUGAUAACGUUCCUAUCGGGAUGUUUGAUUUUUCUAUGCGGUUUACUGCAUUUAGGAUUUAUUGUGGAAUUUUUUUCUUACCCUGUGAUAGCAGGAUUUACUACAGCGGCUGCUUUCAAUAUAGCUUCGUCUCAAAUUAAAUCUCUGUUAGGUAUACCGGGGAAAUCGGAUACUUUUCUAACCGCUUGGAUAUCGGUUUUUGAAAAUAUCAAAAAAACCCGAUUGGCAGAUACUUUGAUGGGAUUUUUCGUCAUAGUGUUCCUAGUUAUAGCAAAAGAAAUAAGAAGAUACGGUUCGUUAAAACAACGUCCAGAAUGGACAAGAAAAAGAUAUAUUAUCGGGGUGAUUAUUUUUAUGUUUUCUUUGGCAAGUAACGCCAUUGCUGUGAUGUGUUGUAGCGUAGUAGCCUACAUUUUCAAACAAUACGGACAAAUGCCAUUUAAGUUGACAGGUGAAGUUCGUGGUGGUUUACCCUCUUUUACUUUACCACCUUUCAGUACAAAUUUCAACGGUACCGAAUUUAGAUUUGAAGAUAUGAUGACCGAAUAUGGUACCGUAGUUAUAUUUUGUCCUUUAAUAGCAGUUUUAGAACACAUAGCGAUCGCGAAAGCGUUUUCUAAGGGAAAAUCAUUAGACGCUACUCAGGAGAUGAUAGCGUUAGGUGUUUGUAAUAUAAUGGGUUCGUUUGUACAAUCUAUGCCAGUAACUGGUUCGUUUACUAGAACAGCAGUUAACAAUGCUUCCGGAGCUAAAACCCCAGCUUGUAGUAUCAUUACCGGUAUUAUGGUGUUAGUUGCUUUGGGAUUUUUAACUUCUACGUUCCAAUACAUUCCCAAGUCUACUUUAGCUGGGGUUAUCAUGGUCGCUAUGUAUUAUUUGUGCGAUUUUCAAGCGUUCAUUUUACUUUGGAAAUCUAAAAAAUUGGAUCUGAUACCUCUAACGGCGACUUUGGUGUGUUGCCUCUUCAUCAAUUUGGAAUACGGUAUUUUGAUAGGUCUGGCUGUCAAUAUAGUGUUCGUGUUGUAUUCGUCGGCUAGACCGAAAAUUGAAAUCGAAGAAAUAUCCCCGUUAUAUUAUUUAGUUAAAUUCAAAUCAGGAUUACAUUAUACUUCAGCCGAAUAUUUGAGAGAAUACAUUCUGAGUAUGUGUACGUCCCCUAAUAGUACGGUAAUUAUCGAUGGGGAAUAUAUUGGCAACAUUGACGCCACCGUAGCCAAGGUAAGUUCAUUUGCAACAGUUUCUAGUUUGUUCCAGGUAAAAAAGAAGAAGAAUCUAACCGAUUAUUGUAGUUAUUCGUUGUUGGUAAUAAUUCUGGGUUAUCAAGAAAUAAAUUUACAACCGGCACCACUGUAUUUUUUUUCUCUCUCGAAUUUGUUAUUUAUGUGAUUGAAUUUUUAGAGUUUGAAUGGGCUCAAAGACGAAUUACAAAUUCGAAACCAAAAUAUAAUAUUUUGGAAUUUCAAAAAAACUGUGAUAAAUACUUGCUUAGGUGUAAAUUCGGAUUUGGGAUUGAAUGUGAAAGAAGAAAGUUUGGAACAAAUUAUUGGUAAGUAGGUGAGUUUUUGCUGGAUUUAUUGAUUUUUUUUGGAUAAUUUUGCAUUUUUUGUUGUUUCAGCUUCCUAGCUUCACAAAACCAUCGAGAAUUCAAUGCGAUUAAUUUUUUUAUUCUUAUUGUAUAUCAAAUAAUAAAAUUUAUUACUUCCAA
Molecule: messenger RNA, 2246 nt
Organism: Diorhabda carinulata
Lineage: Eukaryota; Metazoa; Arthropoda; Insecta; Coleoptera; Chrysomelidae
Product: sodium-independent sulfate anion transporter
Exons: 8
Coding region: 422-1927 (501 amino acids)
Biological process (GO): transmembrane transport
Cellular component (GO): membrane
Molecular function (GO): sulfate transmembrane transporter activity
Source: RefSeq, a predicted model, not a curated record